Messenger RNA from Ictalurus furcatus (blue catfish), 1920 nucleotides. It is a transcript of the gene clec3ba, whose product is annotated as C-type lectin domain family 3, member Ba. Gene Ontology annotation, molecular function: carbohydrate binding. The record is from RefSeq and is a predicted model, not a curated record. The coding region runs from base 384 to 1007 and encodes 207 amino acids. Gene Ontology annotation, biological process: biological process involved in interspecies interaction between organisms. Lineage: Eukaryota; Metazoa; Chordata; Actinopteri; Siluriformes; Ictaluridae. The transcript is spliced from 3 exons. Gene Ontology annotation, cellular component: external side of plasma membrane.
UAUAUCUGUCUGUCUAUCUAUCUAUCUGUUUUUCAGUCUGCUUGUCUGCAACAUAAUGUAAUUGUGAGUACAGCUGUUUUUUGUUAUUUUGUAUUUGAAGUAAUACAAUAAAGUCGAGAAAAGCACGAGUCUUGGGUGAAACACAUGCAGCUGCUUGGAUAUGGGUGUGGUGGUGUGGUUAGCAAGUUUGAGCUCUACAGUUUACUGUGUACUGUGAACAGGAGGGAUGGUACAGCAGUAGUUUCCCCUCCUGCAGGCGUUUCAUUUGGGUUUCACACAGCUCUGACAUAGUUGGUAUGUUUCACGCCUCAGACGCAGACGCACACAGUAGAGUUACUCAAGCUCUUGGAUCUCUCUGUUCAGGAUAAGCUUUAGGAGUCCAGAUGAAAGUAAAUAUGAUUUUUAGAGGUGUCGCACUGCUACUGUGUAUCAUGUGUCCUGCACACUGCCUGCUUGAGCAGAACACACAGACAAAGAAUGAAACAAAAGAUGUGCUGCUGGAAUCAGGAGCUACUCACAGCGCUGCCAUUGAAGAUCUGAGGAAAAAGAUUGAUGAGAUUGUGAAGGAGCUGAAUGCCCUGAAGGAAGUCCAUGCUCUGCAAUUAGUUUGCCUGAAAGGCAUCAAGGUUCCAGGCAAGUGCUUCCUGGCCAGCCCAUUAAAGAAGAACUUCUAUGAUGCUACAGAUGAUUGCAUCUUACAGGGUGGCAGCCUGGGCACUCCUGUGACCGGCAAUGAGAAUUACCAACUCUAUGUCUAUGUUCAUGAGACGAUUGGACCCAAGGAACAAAUCUGGCUGGGCAUCAAUGACAUGUUGAAAGAGGGAGAGUGGGUUGAUAAAUCAGGGUCCAGGAUACGUUUCCAAAACUGGGAGACAGAGGUCACCCGUCAGCCUGUCGGUGGUCGCAGCCAGAAUUGUGCCUUUAUGUCUGUCAUAGACAGUGGGAAGUGGUUCGAUGAGAACUGCCGUGCUGUGAAGGCCUUUGUAUGUGAGUUCAAUAUUGUCUGAGUUCCUGUUGGUCCUUAUUAUCCUAAACAAUGUCCUUUACACAUGUAAGUAAAAGCUUGUCAGAAAUGGUGCAUCAUAAAUUCAGACAACUUUGUAUACUGCAUUUGUAUUCAAAGCUCUUAAGACUAAACAUGGCUUCUAACAAGUAAGAAACAAGAAGAACUUGAUGCCAACAGCGACGAUGGGGAUGCCUCCACCAACAAGUCAAGUCUUUUUUGUAUGCCAGAAAUGCCUUUAAAAUAUACUUCAAACAGGAAAGAAGCUAUUGACGAGAGACAAUUUCAGACAUUUGACCUUGCUUGGAGUUCAUCAGAUGGAAUCAGUUCAUCUGCUGGUUACAAUGAUAAUGACACAUAAAUCCUAUAAACAUUCAGCCAAUCAUUCUUGAGAUAUCACAUUAAUGAGAAUCUUCAACAGACGCACAGACAUGGGCGGACGGACAACCCAAAAACAUAAUGCCUCCACCACUUGGUAGAGGAGGCAUAAAUAAAGUGGAGAAGAACAGAGUUAUGUUUUAUCUAUUUAAAAACAAGCAAAUAAAAAGAAUUUUUAUGUGAUUUGUGUAUUUUCCAGUCCUACAAUGGAUAGGUAUAAAAACAAGUCAUUUAUGGAUACAAUGUUCAUAUUAAAACUUGUCAGAAAUAAUUUACUUACAAUAAGAGGCACUCAUAUCAGGAGACACAUGCAGGAUUUAUAAUGUUUAUACCAAAUACGGCAGCUCUAUUAUAUAUCCUCUGAUUUUUGCUCUUUAUGUCACAUUUUUGCAUGCUACCUGAUAAAUAAAACAAAAUUUCUUUUGUUAAGAAUUAGAAUGAUUAUUUUGGAACUGCACUCUUGGUGUACUUCAGAUGCAGAAAAAUUUAUAUUAUAAUAAGUAAUGUAUUCCAGUUAAAAAGAUUACUUCACAGUCGUG